Messenger RNA from Felis catus (domestic cat), 1287 nucleotides. Its product is annotated as olfactory receptor-like protein OLF4. Gene Ontology annotation, biological process: G protein-coupled receptor signaling pathway. Gene Ontology annotation, molecular function: olfactory receptor activity; G protein-coupled receptor activity. Bases 319 to 1287 code for a protein of 322 amino acids. NCBI's taxonomy places the organism in Eukaryota, Metazoa, Chordata, Mammalia, Carnivora, Felidae. The transcript has a single exon. Gene Ontology annotation, cellular component: membrane. The record is from RefSeq and is a predicted model, not a curated record.
GUAUCCCGUACUCAUGGCCUAGACAAUGCCUGGAACAUAUCUGACACUCAGUACAUACUCCUCCAAUGCAGGAAAGAUAUUCUUAGUAAAAGAGUAAAAUGCACGACCUCUGUUGGGGAAUGCGGAGAAUGAGACCAAAAUGCCUAAUCAGAGAUGUAAUGAGAGGGAAUCCUUUCAAGGGGACAAUCCAUACACAAGACAAUGAAAUUAACUUCUUGACUGCACAAUAUAAAUUGGACCCUUUCAACUAUGUGAGUCAUGCCUUCAGGUGAAAAUUGAUGAUAUCUCUUUCCUCUUUCCGGGGGCCAGUUCAACCUCAUGGAACCAGGAAAUGAUACACGACUAUUAGAAUUUCUGCUUCUGGGAUUUUCAGAGGGACCAGAACUUCAGCCCCUCAUAUUUGGGCUUUUCCUCUCCAUGUACCUGAUCACUGUGUUUGGGAACCUGCUCAUCCUCCUGGCCGUCAGCUCUGACUCCCACCUCCACACCCCCAUGUACUUCUUCCUGGCCAACCUGUCCUUUGUAGACAUCUGCAUCACCUCCACAAUCAUCCCGAAGAUGCUGGUGAACAUCCAGACUCAGAGUAAAGUUAUAACCUAUGACGACUGCAUCACACAGAUGGACUUUUUCUUAAUCUUUUCAGUGUUGGACAUGUAUCUCCUGACCAUGAUGGCCUAUGACAGGUUUGUGGCCAUCUGUCACCCCCUGCACUACACAGUCAUCAUGAGCCCUCGGCUCUGUGCACUGCUGGUCCUGGUGUCCUGGAUCAUGAGUGUCCUGCAUUCCUUGUUACAAACCUUAAUGGUGUUGCAGCUGUCCUUCUGUACAGAGGUAGAAAUCCCCCACUUUUUUUGUGAACUCAAUCAGAUGACCCAACUGGCUUGUUCUGACACCUUUUUUAAUAACUUGGUGAUGUAUCUUGCAGCUAUGCUGCUAGGUGGUGGUCCCUUCAUUGGGAUCCUUUACUCUUACUCCAAGAUAGCUUUCUGCAUACAGAGAAUCUCAUCAGCUCAGGGGAAGUAUAAAGCAUUUUCCACCUGUGCAACUCACCUCUCCGUUGUCUCUCUAUUUUAUUGUACUGGCCUGGGAGUGUACCUCAGCUCUGCUGCUACCCAGGGCUCCCACUCGAGUGCCACAGCCUCGGUGAUGUACACGGUGGUCACGCCCAUGCUGAACCCCUUCAUCUACAGCCUGAGGAACAGAGACAUAAAGGAGGCUCUGAGGAGAUUCUCUGGGAUGGUAGCUAUAAAAGUUCCAAUUGUCCUGGGGUUGAAGAAUUUCCCAUGA